Plasmodium fragile is the source of this 1698-nucleotide messenger RNA. RefSeq lists its product as uncharacterized. The coding region runs from base 1 to 1698 and encodes 565 amino acids. Gene Ontology annotation, molecular function: four-way junction DNA binding; crossover junction DNA endonuclease activity. The record is from RefSeq and is a predicted model, not a curated record. Lineage: Eukaryota; Apicomplexa; Aconoidasida; Haemosporida; Plasmodiidae. The transcript has a single exon. Gene Ontology annotation, biological process: meiotic DNA recombinase assembly; reciprocal meiotic recombination. Gene Ontology annotation, cellular component: replication fork; Rad51C-XRCC3 complex; Rad51B-Rad51C-Rad51D-XRCC2 complex.
AUGAUAAAAAAAAAAUGGGUCCCCAACGAAAGGGUCAUGAGACCCAUCGUGAGCAGAGAAUACGUGAGUCCAUGUAACAUUAAAAAUGUAAAAGAGUUGAAAGAAGAAUUAAAGGGUAAAAUAUACACAAAUAUAUAUACCUUCAAUUCAUUAUGCGAUGGCAUAUACGUUAGUAGAGGGAUGUAUGCAAUUACGGGCAGGAGAAACUGCGGGAAAAGUAUCCUGUGUGCACACAUUUGUGUGAAUCUUUUUUUUAACGACGUGUUGCAUUACUUCCACCUGUUUUACUCUACCUUUUUCGACUUUGUACAAUUUUUGGAAGAAAAAAAUGUGGAAAAUAAAUUUUGCUUACGGACAGCUACUAACCUGCGCCAAGUGUGUACAGAAUUCGCCCUUGGGAACAAAAACUUCGCCGACGUUAAGGAGCUCGUGAGGUACUUCUCCACGCAGUUCGUUCAGUUAGAAGCGGGGGGGGACCAUGCUAACUGCGACAACGCUCACCGCACGCAUGCUCACCGCGACAGUGGCAGGGAAGAUGGGACAGACGGCCAAUUUGGCGCAUUUGACGAACGUGAUGAAUUGGGCCCGAAGGAACAGUGGCGCCAGCGCUUCUCCAAACGCAGGGCCAUCUACGUCGACCUCGACAACAGCUUCUACAUCGAGAGGUACAAAAACAUGAUCCGCGCCUCACUCGAAAAAAUAAAAAAGCUAAUGAAAACAUACAAAGAAUUCUGUUCUGAAAAAAAAUGCGCCCUGUUCCUGCUACUACUAGAGGGGGACAAAGAAAUGAAGACCUUACUCUCCCCGCUACGAAAAAAGUAUAGCGCAUCGUUUGACCCCCUCAUAAAAAAUUUUAAUCACCACUUGGACCAGUACAUCCAUCGCAUCACAUUCUCAGAUGUGUACAAAAAUUUCCAACUCUUAAAAGUAUUUAAUUUUGGCGAACUCAUUAACGUUGUUAAUUUUAUUAGCAGCGAGUUGCAAAAGUAUGAACAGCCAUGCAGCAAACAUUUCAGUAGGUAUGUGCCUUCCGACUUAGGAGUACUUGUGGUAGACAACUUAAAUUACCUGCACAGGGGGGGAGGACCCCAUGGGAAAAAUACAUGGGACAAUGAACUAAACCAGCUUUUAAAAACCCUGUCCAAAUUGUCGACUGAAAAUAAAGUGUGUGUCCUCCUCACCCACAAUGAUAAUAAAUACUUUAAAAAAAAAGAAGAACAAAUUUUGCAGCUCUACUCCAAAUAUGUGUACAACCAUGUGCUCGUUAAAUUCAUCAACCAAAAAAAACUUUCUGAAUUUUCCUUUCCUGCCAAGGGGGAAAGCAAAGCGGGACGUGCACACGGGAAAGGCAGCCGCAAAGGGAGCGUCAUGAAGGAUGAAAACAGUAACCGGAAGAGCGGCAUGGACGUGAACGCAAACUGCUCGUCGAGCGAACAGAGCUUUAAUGAUGUCUCGGGUAAUGCCCACGCGGCGGGCGCGGGGUCUGCUGAUGGGGACGAUGUGGGCCAUGUGGGCGAUGCUCAGCGUAGCGAUCCUGGCGAUUGUACUGAGCAGAGCGAUGAGGAUGAAGACACCAAGGAUGCUUUUUACAAAAAACGAUACAACCUCAGGUACAUAAAAAUAAAAAGGGAGAAACGAAAACCCGAGUUAUGCUUCUUCGAAAUCAACCAAUUUGGGAUCGAGACAAUGCUGGUCUGA